Molecule: messenger RNA, 553 nt
Organism: Aspergillus campestris IBT 28561
Lineage: Eukaryota; Fungi; Ascomycota; Eurotiomycetes; Eurotiales; Aspergillaceae
Exons: 1
Coding region: 273-476 (67 amino acids)
Source: RefSeq, a predicted model, not a curated record
CUGUACAAUCUACCUACCAGCAGGUUUACCAUCCGACUGGUCAGUUUUUUUCUUUUUUCUUUUAUUGAUUCAAAAGCUUAUCGAGUAUAGGCUAUUCUUAUGAGACCGUCGGAUCGGUCAGAAUUACGCAGUGGAAUUGAGGGAUCCGAAUGGAAUGGCUACCGGGGCGUGACUGACAUGCGGUCCCGCCGUUCAUGCGUCCGCUUCUACAGGUCUUUCCCGGGAGACGAGUGCCAGCACAUCGGUCGAUCUCAAACUUUUGGGAGUGAUGUAUGGCAGAAUUAGUGCAUGCUUCCAUGUGCUAUCACGAGUUACUUGCUUUGAUCUUUGUAUUUGUUUUCUAUCGCUACGAUGCACAGUGGGCGACGGGCUUGAGGCGGAUGGGCUGGAUGGCAGAGACUGAGGCUGACUUGCCGGAGUGGUGGACAGUGGCUGUGGCAGUGAAACGUGUACCUGGAGUGUGGGGAUGGUAUUGAGGGUAACCUUACGCUAUGGGGAGUCAGAGCGAUGUGUUGCUAGCAAUCUCGACAGGAAUGGAAUGAUUUGAUUUAGG